AGCUGAAAAAAUCGGUAUGUUUUCAACGAGAGGAAGAAGCGUUGCUGUAUUACGCCGCCACUGCACCGAUUUUUAAAAACGGUUGCAACAUUUAUUUUAUACCUGGUUGGUAUUCGGCCAGCGGCUUUCUCAGCUCGCCAUGGCUCUGUGCGGGGGUGUCGGAGCCAUGGCUUUGCCUAGCGAGCUUAUUGUCCACAUAUUUUCCUUUCUGUCCGACCGAGACAAGCUCCGGGCCUCGGCCGUGUGUUCACGAUGGAGGGAGUGUCUCUUCUACCCAGCGCUGUGGACCGAGCUUAAAUUGCGGAUAGGUGGUGGUUGUAACGGCGGCGGCUCCAACUCCGAGGAGACCCCGAGGCUGGAGUUCCUCAUGCGUAAAUUCGGUUCCUUCGUGGGGGAGCUUCAACUGGAACUCGCACCGGUGGAAGGCUGCCUUAGUCCUCUAAACAACGACCCGUCGUCCACCAGGAUGGACCAGCCCGAUAGCGACCCGCAGCUCUCCCAGCGAUGGAGAGACGCCAUGGCCACCUACUUGGACCAGGUGUUGUGUGUGUUCUCCAGCAUCCGCAACAACAGAAACCUGCGGAAGCUGAGUCUGUAUGGAGACACCGGUGUUCUCCAGCAGGAGGGACUAUUGGACAGCUCCCACCUGCACCAAAUUCACCAGGGGGAUAAAAAGAUCAAUGAAAUCCAGCAGUUGUUCAUGGAGUUGUUGUCUAACAGCAGGCAGCUGCAGUGGUUGUCCUGUAGUUUCAUGCUGGGUCUGGUGACUCCCUGCUCCUUGGCCUGCCUGUCAAAUCCUUCCGCCGAGACCCUGCAGCACCUCAGUUUACUGGACCACCAGCUGGGUCCCCUCAUCUCGCCAUCAGAGUUGGAUCGUCUAUCUAAUCUUCAUUCUCUGGCUCUGGAUUUCUCUGAUUUGACAUCUGAGCUUUGUGGUCUGCUGGCUUCUCCACGCCGAACUCCACUGCAUCGCAUCUCCCUGCUGCUCAAUGGCGCCGCCCUGGAGUUCAAACCAUUAGAAGGGACCGCUACAGACGACGAUUGGAAGGCACUGAUUCGUGUUAGUGCCAACCUGCGAGUGUACAUCAUGGCCCUGGAGGUCAACAGCUCAGAGCUCCUUGGGGUCCUUAAGCCUAGCCUUCCUCUGGAGCGCCUCCACCUCGACAGUUACAGCACACUUGUAACUGACGCCACAUUGGAGCUCAUUUCCCAGCAGUACAACAGGACACUGACUCACUUCCUGCUCCUGAGGGAUGACCCCGACUUCCCUGACCUCAGCAUCAAUCGGAACGAAGACCCAUUGGUCCUCUUGGCGUGGAGAUGUACUCAGCUGGCUGUACUGGUGAUACAUGGUUACACAGUUUGGGCCCAUAAUUUGGUGGCCAUCUCUCGGCUGCGUGGCUCCAACCUUCGCGUCCUGACAGUCUCUGAGGAGAGCAUCGACUUUGAUCCGGACCAGGCAGUGUGCAUGGAUGGUGACCCAGUCCAUAACCUGGUCAAGGAGGUUUCUCUGGGCCUCGCCCGUGUCUGGCACCCUUGCCUGGAUUCCAGCCUGGUUUUGUCCGAACCCACCCAUCACUUCCACCAUGAGCUGCACGCCUUCAGCAUGGGCAUGUAGGCAGGGAUGGCAAGUCCAACACAUCACAGCCUAAACUGUGUCAAGACCAGUCCAGACCAACAAAGUCCAAGUCAACUCUAAACCAGGCCAAAGCAGACCUAAGUGAGAAAUCUAAACUGGAUCUUAAAACAAUCUAUGAAUAUCAUUUAUGUGAGCUGAUUGUUUUUAUUUUUUGUUUCUUUCACCGGAGUUUUAGCACACAAUCACGUCUUACCAUUUUCCAAAUGAUUCGCUGUUUUGCCUCCUGAUUAUCUAGUUAACUAGUGUCUUGGAAAAACGGAUAAAAUCUUUGAUGUUUUAAAUAGAUUUUCCAUUUAAGAAUAUCCCUUUAAAACUUGGAUAUUCUAAUAUUAACUUGAUAUUCAUUCAGUUAGAAGUCAUACCACUCUGUGAUUCCUAACCACAGACAAGACAUGAGUCAUGACCAUUUUUUUAUUUGUCUGCCAAAAUGGGUCACUCAUACUCUGCUGCUUCAAAUACCCUCUUUUCUGGCAUGGCCCAGUCUGGUCUGGUCUUGAUUGAAAAGUCUUCAGAGCUUGAUGUCUCCCCUUCACCGUAAUAACCUCCAGAGCCUCUGUAUGAUGUAACUUUGAUUUCCUGGACUGUUCAUCUCUCCCUGCUCUGUGUAUAAUCUUGUUUUCCUGUGUGGUGGUUCCCUUGCCUGUAAAGGCUUUGUGUGUAUUUAAAUACAGAUAUAUUAUUAUUAUUAUCCUGCUAACCGUGAGAACAGAACAGGACAGGCAGGCAGGGUUGGGUGAUGGGCCGGUGGGAUUUAGGGUGGGAAAUGCUUUACUUGUAAACAUGUUUUUUUUUUUUGUGUGUGUGUGUGUUUUGUUUUUUUUAAACCUCUGCUCUGUGUUGGUCUGUCUGUUAGCUCAACUCUAGCAAAGGUUGUAGUUUGUAAACUAACCUAUCAAUCGCUUCCUGGGUAACACAACCGUAGCUCCUGCUUCUGUUGCUCUGAAAGAGCAUCUUGUGCACUUGUCCACUAGUUAGAGAGCCUUGGCAGCAGAGUGGGAAUCUCCACUGUAAUGUGUCUGACUGUGGCAGGUGCUAAUCAGUUGUAAUGCUUUGUUCAGCAACAACCAUGUCAGUGCUAUGGCUCGGAUCAAUGGUUAUAUUGAGGAUUUUGAGCACCUUACUGAUGGUGUAACGGAGAAUAUUGUUUCCCACCCAGCUCACUUCUUGACUUUUUGGGAAACCUUGCUAGCCUCGUCUUACGACGACAUUCAGAGCCAAACUAUAAAAUGCAGCCUGUCACAAUAGAACACCCCCUCCCUAGCUCCAUUCUAUUUUUAUCUGUAGUGAGGUGGUGGUAAAUGUUGGCAUAUUUUUUCUAUAAUCAGGAUAUAGGAUAUAGCUGCUUUUGCUCUCAAUUAGAGGUCAAGACUUUCUGACUGGUAUCACUGGUUUCAGAGCCCUUUGGUAUUUAAAAGUAUUUGAGUCAAAGAAAAGAAAAGGAGUAUGCGUCAUAAUUUGAAGGGCUCUGAGAUUACAAAACUUACAUAUAGUUCUGCAUUAUUCUGAAAAGGAAAUGGGGUUUCAUUCCAUAAUGAUAUAUAUAUAUAUAUAUAUAUAUAUAUAUAUAUAUAUAUAUAUAUCAUAUAAUGAUCUUUGUGACUACCUCCAAAUUCUUGGUGUGGCCAUGCAAACAAAAUCAGUAUUCUGUAGGCUCGUGUUUUCAGAGGUGGCAAAUAACAAACCCAGGUUUUGCUGCCAUGCCAGCAAUGCAGAUUGUUGGUAGGAAGUAGUUUUCUCUCAAUAGCGGAUUUUGUGUUUUCAAGUAAAACAUUUCUCGAUAAAGAACAGGGAAAAGAAAAUGAUGCACUGAAUGUAACUAAACUCCCCUUCGGUUGGCCAGUCGGGAUUAAUGUUUUAUAUUGAAUGGCCUGCUGUAUAGCUAUUUUUGCCUCAGAUAUUUGGCAGAUGCAUAUCUUGCCACAACAGUCACGGCUACUGAAUAAAUGCAUUUGGACAUGGGUUCCACUGACAGCCAAGACUGGGUACAUUUUUGGAGAAGUGGCACCUACAGCACAACAAAACCUUUGGCGUGUUUCUAUGACGAAAAUAUUUACUGUCAGUCUCAGGUAGGCUUUUAACAUCACUAUGACCAGGACAGCGGUGGUGAUAAUGUCGAGUACAGCAUGUAAAACAAUCAAUUGGUGUGAGAUAUUGUUGUCGUUUUUUGUUGUGUUUUUCCUCUUGAGUCACAGUUGCCUUGGAAACAGCCCCUUGUUUUCUGGAUACAGUUGUUGUUGUUAUUAAUAAUGUUUAUCUUGCCAUCUGAUAACCUCGCUCCACCUUGGUUGGGGGAUCAGUAAACCUAAUCAUACAUUUGUUUUCAAAGAUUAAGGUUGAUAGACUAAAGAAUGGCAAAACAAGUCUGCUCAUUGCACAUGUUUUCUAUCUCCAGUAGAUGUUGUUGGAGGACAGAGAGCGGCUGUGGAGUGAAGGAAAAUCCAUGCUGUCAAUGGACCUGCUGGGCCAAAAUUUAUAAAUUAAACAAUGUGAUUCAGGCUCUGUGGAAGUAAAAGCAUGUCAAGGCUCAGGACACUUACCCAGCAUUGUUGACCAAAUAUCUUGUGCUCCACACAAACCUAAUUGUGAGUAUGACCAGUGGAUAAAUGGCCCAAGAAUGCUUACAUCUGAUGCUCCUGUGUUGUGACUAUGGAAUGGUUAUUAGUAACAUCUGUGGUAGACUGGUGUCUUAUUAAGGCAUUUCUUGAGCCGAGUUAAGUGUUGGGUUGGGCUUUAGAGCACCUGUAACAUGCAUCAGUAAAUGUUGCAAGCAAGACAUUGUUAGGAAAGUUACCCUUCCAAAUGGCUUCAGCUCGCUUGUUUUGCACACCAUGACGCUUUAGAGGUUGGUGCAAUAGCACUGCAGACUGUGAAGGUCCAUAUCAAGGUCUGUAGUUUACAAGAUUGACCUGCAAUUUUCCCAUGGACUUAUAUGGAUCCUGAGUUACACAGUGUGCCAGCACUUUGCUAGGUUCAGAGGGAAUUGGUCCCAGUGGUUCCUAAAUGUUUGCUCAUCGGUUAUGGGACCUUGAUGGUUAGGCCUUGGUAAUAUCUCUAGUCCUUGGUCCAUAUCUAAGGCUGUCUGUGGCUAUAUAUAGAGCUCCACACUCAAAACACUCCAGAGGGGAUAGCCAUACCAACAUAACACAUUCAGACCAAAAUAUGUUGGUUUUUAUCUUAUUUUCUUCCUCCCCUCCUCCUAAUUGUUCCUCUCGUCUCAUUUUUCUAGAGCUAAACUUUGCUCUUUUAUGUGAGAGAUUUAAGCUGUUCGUAUUGUGUGUUGGCAUCACCUGAUAAGGAGGGGAAAAUCACGGCAAUCUUCUUGUAAUGUAAUUUCAAACUAGAGGGUCACCUGAGUGGAGCUAAUAGAUUUUUACUAACAACUUAUUUUAAAAAGCUGAUUUUACAAACUCCACCCUCAUACACCACAGGUGUUUCCUCCUCUGGUUCCUGUCUUCUCAGGUCCCCACAUGCUAUGGGCUCCAAACUAGAUCUUGACCGGACAAAUCAUUUUUGCCCAGAAUAAAAGGGGAUUGGCUGUGGGGGUUUUCUCAAGACUAUGGUCAGCUUGAGCGGGAAAAAAAUUUCAUCUAACUUUUAACAUUCCCAUUUGGAUAAUGUAUAAAAAAGUGCUGUUCUAAUCAUAAAUUUCACUCCCAUAAACUUAUGAAAAAGUCUUCCUGUAUGGAGGCUCCAUUAUCAAAAGUUCAUGUUUUGACAAUUUGCGAUUAUAGACAUAUUUCACAAUCUCAAAAGUGCAGAGAAAGAUGAGGGAUUAUAAAGACAAUAUGCGUGAGAGCAGAAAUGCACUGCAAAACAAUGGCUUUUUUGGGGGAUUCUGUUAGGUUUCACCAAUAGACACUAAAAUGUUAGUGAAGACGGCGUGGAUCGAGCUCUGUGUUGCCCUUGCAAGGAGAGAAGAGGUGAGACAAAGUUCUGCCAGUAAGCCAAUGCUGAUAGGCAAAUAUCUUUACACUCAACGACAAACAUGGUCACUGUACGGCCUAGCGUUUUAAAAACUUGAUGGAACAGCGGAACAAUGACUUAUCCCUGAUCUCGUUUUAUCAUUGCUAAUAGCUAAAUAUUGAGCCAUCUUGUGCCUGAAAGCUUCUGGAGUCUUACUGCUUUUCAAACCUCUGCUCUCCCCAAGUUAUUCACGUUGUGUUGUUUGUAGUUGUUGCUGUGAUUGUUAGUUCACUCCUUAGGGAAGCCGCAUUAGAAGCUAUAGUAGCUAGGGUUUCCGAAGAUGUUUCAGCACACAUGCUUUUUAUUUUCUCUUGGAGCGUGCCUGUAUUUUCUAAGCACGUUUUACAUGUAAGCUUUCAAAAGUGUACCCAAUAGUAGUUUGUAAAUAAGAUGGUUUGACUGUGUGUGUGAACAAGUUGUCACUAGUGCAGCCGUCAUGUUCUCUGCAUGCAUGUGUGUGUAUUGAGGGGGGGGGGGCUUGCUCAUGUUCUGCAGUGUAGUUUUAUCACUUCUACUGCAGCAGGAAACCGCAACAGAAAAUUCUUUGUUCUCAGGGUACAGUCAGUUUUCAAACAGAGGAGGAGGGAAAGUUACAAUAGCUCAGGCCUCUAGCUCACGUAUAAGAGUAGUAGGAGUCACUGGAUCUGUUCUCCUCCCUUGUUGUGUUUUAAGCUGCCAAAGACCAGAGUGGAACAAACUUAACCCAGACACAAGUCUAUCUGAAGUGCCCAUGUACACACACACUGGCAGGAGGCUGGUCCAGUAUUAUUUCCUACUCUACUAAUACCUUUCUCCUCCGACAUGUCUUCUUUUUCAAUUACUCUUGGUGGUUCCACUCCACUCGCACCCUGACUACUACCACGCUUUUGACAUACUAUGGACCAUACUGUUCUGGACCAGGUCAAAUGUCAACAGUCUUGUCCUGUGGUUGGCGUGAAAAGAGACCAAAGCAGACCUGCACGCAAACAUUUGGCCAAUGUUGUGUUAGUGGCUGCACCCUAUGUUAAGAAAAUGUAGGAUUUCACACUAGCUGUGUAGAAUGUGUGUUAUGGAAGGCGCAGUUGGACAUUUAUAACCAACAUAUGUUACUUAGUAAAGGUAAGCAGCGUUGUAGCACGGCUUGUACAUUGUGGCCAAAUUCCUAUCUGUGAAUGGCACUCAGGGUCUACACACUGCAUGUUGCUGAGGCAUCAUAGAGCAAAGCAAGGCCUUUCUAGUCCAGCGCAGUGUCCUUCUAUAGUGUGACAAAGGCUGAAGCAGAGACUGGCCACUAUAUUGCUCCCCUACUCUCUUUUUUUCCCCCCAUCACCUGUUUCACUGUGAGGAGUGAGUGAAUGUAAAACUUAAGGCGAGGAGGACAAGGAGUUUGGUUAAAUCUCAGAACACGUCAGGGACUAAACAUUCCCCCCGAUGCUUCCUGAAGCUACUGUCUGACAGAUUGUAGCCUCCCAGCUGGGACACAUGCCAGUGUGCCUGAUUUGAUAUGUUGCACGGCAAGCCUGUGGCCAAGGUCAAAUUUGAUGGGAAGUGUUUAGUCCCAGGCUUUUAGAGCUGUAAAGUGAUUUGCUGCUAGAGAUCUGCUAGGAACAGGACAUUCCACAUGGGGGUCGCUAAGGCCAUCUGACUUGCAAACAGUUUACUACAAGGCUAAAGUGUCCGCAAGAAAAUUAGACUCUAUAUAAAUAUAGACUUUAUUUAAAUUUCUUUCUAUUUUUUACUUUGUUGGUCUGUUUUUUGAAGGGACACCAGAUUACCAGCUGGUCUGAGCACAGUGGAGGUGCGAUACCAUUUAGAAGUGGUUAUUUAAAGAACUGUGUGUUUCUGCAAUGGCAAGUUUUGCUUUCACUUGAUGCUUCAGCAUCCUGAGGGCAUUUUGUGACCUUUUGUGUCCGGUACACAAAAGGUGUGAAAGAAAAACUGUGAAAGAAACUUACACUUUAACUUACACACACUGUGUGCUAAACAUAAAGACUAGUUUCUCUUUUCACAAAAUAAGUUGGUUUCAGCUAUUGAAUCAAUCUGACAGAUUAAAGACCUUCACAAUACAGUAAGAGGAAGUUUGUCUGCGUAUUUAGUACACACAUGAAUGCACACAGAAGUGACAGUACAUAAUCCCUAUGGAUACACAUGGGCACCUUGUGUCUGGGCUGGACUUAUUUACACACCAUAUGCAGAGAGAAGUUUGUGUAUGACUAUACUACACUGUGUGCACACAGAAAGACGGAUCUAUGCUCGCAGAGCCUUACUUUUAACGAGUUCUGCCAUUAAAUGGUUUGAAGGCUCCAGAGGCGAGAUGAGGCGUCGGUUAUUCAGGAGACCAUUACCAGCAGAUAUGCUGGUACCAGAUAUGGUCACAGCCAGUUCCAUCUGCCCUUUUGACCCAUUUGAUUUGUUUUUGUUUAAGUUUGCUCUUAAUAUGCAUUCUUAGAGAAAUCCUGGAAGAAAUCUGGAACCCUGUGGCCUGAUGGGUAAUUGAAUCCAUAUAGCAGCCCUCUAAUGUACUCCAUCUGAGACAGUUGGGCUUGACAGCUUAUUAAAACUGUUGUGAUCGCAGUGCUAUAGAUAUACAGGGAUUUGAGUACAUCUGUCCUACCAGGCCCCAUAUACAUUACAAAGAGUUGGGUGCUAACACUCGAUAACCAAAAGUAAUACCAUUGAUAUGGACAGAUGUGUGAACGACCAGCGUGUGUUAUUUUAGUACCAAAGCAGCCAACUGUGUCAGAUCUGCAUCAGUCUAAACCGGCUUACAGCCACAGGCAGACACGCAUCCGACAUUAGUUUCAUUUCCACUUAGAUCAUUACUCAGACUCUAUGCCAGCUUGAGAGUUUGUGAUCUUGACUUUCUGGAUGUUUGCAAUGUUGUGAAAGUAUACUUAAAAUAGGUGUAGAAAAGAGGUAGUAAGAUGCUUCUUGGCCUAAAACAUGUUUUUGAAAGGAUUACCAUUAAGAGACAGGGUUUCCUCAUCACAAUGUGAGAUUUCAGAUGCUUCCUGUUUGUUUUAUGUUUUUACCUAAAUGCUAUGACCAUGGACUACUACCAGACAUUGAAUGGGCUCACAUAGGGCUGGACUGUGAAGAAUCUCAUUAAAACCCUGACAAAUGUUUCUGUAACUUAGGAGAAAACACUGGAUGUGCAUUGCACUGAUAUCAAAUCAGUCCUGUGUAACAGAUGUAGGUAGAUGUGAAUAAGGCUAGAUAAAUUGUCAGGAAAGAGGAGGUACACACAGAGUAAAGGUCAUUAGCCACACUGAGAUUCUUAGAGAAAGUUGGGAUUCCCCAGGUUUCCAUUUCAGCCAUAGCUGAAGACAAAUUUUCCAGCCAGCUUGUAAUGAUGAUCUUAGCAUAAGGGUGAUAUUAACGGGAAUUAUUUUACACUUUCGCCACAUUGUAUUUCUAGAGAAGAAAUUAAAAAAAAUAAAAAAUAGCACUGAAAGCAUAACCUGGCCAAACUCUGUCAGUAGCUGUGGUGCAUACCCCGGACGUUGGUGUAGUGCCUGGCUAUAUCAAGGAACUGAUAGAUAUUCAUGCUCAGUGUCAGCCAACUAUCUUCAUUAAGAUCUCAGCUCCCGUGGCUCUGAGGUUUCUGGCUGCUAAACAAAGUCUUUCUUGUCAAGUCUGGAGAGCCAAACUUCCUAAUUAGCCAGGCAGGCAGGCAGGCCUGCUGUCCAUUCCAGCCGCACAACUAUGCAAGAGGAAUGCAUAUAAUCCACACUCUUCUCUAUUUUUUUUUUCUUCAGUUUUUACGUUUUAGUUUUUCUUUUUCUCACUGCCACGCAGUAGUAAUGAAGACGUAAACUAAUAAGAACUUGCAAUGACAAUACUUGGCCUUAUGAUGAUUUAUGAAAUCUUAUCAUUUAGUUUUAAGAUCUUUUGAUUCUGUUCAGCCAGCCCAGCGACAGCAGCGGUGACGGCGGGCUCACUCUUGGUCUCUGUGAGACUGGCUAGAUGGCCCCAGUUUUAUCGUGGUACGAAUGUUGUGCAUUUGUUUAAAAUCAGGACAGUUUGCAAUAACAGCAGUCUUACUAGUGGCCACAAAGGGGCACGAGCAGUGCUGACAGCGCCCGGCUACGUCUUAAGAAAACCAUAGAGGAAGAAAUAUAAACUAUAUAAAUAGAUAUAUAAACUCACACAGUGCAUAUUUGUAUUAGGUAUCAACAAUGCAUUAAAAUGGUAUAAUCUUAUGCAACACAUGUCCGGGUUCAAUUUAUGAACAUGAAGUAUAUUAUAAAAUCACACAGACUUUGUAAAUCAGAAGCUAUGUUGUUGUGUGUUUUUUGCGAAAAUGGGUUUACCAUCCUUAAUGUUGAAUAUUCUGAGCGUUAUGUUCCUGUGUGAUUGUGUUUGGUAAAGUGAGCACAUAGCAGUGGGUUUUGCCUUCUUUCUGUAACCAGAUGUAACGCAAAACACAGCUGGACAGCUGGAAUUCAAAUGACAUGUACAAUAUUUUAAUUACAUUUCAUUUGAUUCUUAAACCCUUUAUUAUCUGGUCUGUACAUGUGAGUGAAGGCAUGGAUUAAGACUUGUUCUAACCAGCAAAGAAAAGUUCCACUCCGAAAACGUACCUGUAUUUGUCCAUAUAUAAGAACCUUUUAGUUGAGAACAUGGCUUAAUCUACAUUUGUGAAACUGCUCUUUUAAAUUAAAGACUAAAAUAAUAUAAACCUCUGAUUUGAAACUUGUCCAGCUGAUUUUCAUUUUAGUGUGCAGGGAAAGAGUCCUCUCCAGCUGCGAGGACAGCUUUUAUCAUAGAGAACAGUGUUGAUCCAUGGUUCUGUUGUGGAGAAAAGGGAGGGUACGUUCCAAACCUCCAUGUUAACCCUCUGGCAUACACUUGAGGGGUCAACCUGCCGAAUGUCGAUUUGAAUUAAUGUUGAAUGAAUGCUUCUCUUCUUUUAGUCAGUGAAUAAAAACAUGAAAAAGUU
This is a messenger RNA of Etheostoma spectabile (orangethroat darter), 10523 nucleotides long. It is a transcript of the gene fbxo33, whose product is annotated as F-box protein 33. Gene Ontology annotation, biological process: positive regulation of protein ubiquitination. The transcript has 6 exons. Bases 140 to 1618 code for a protein of 492 amino acids. Lineage: Eukaryota; Metazoa; Chordata; Actinopteri; Perciformes; Percidae. The record is from RefSeq and is a predicted model, not a curated record. Gene Ontology annotation, molecular function: protein binding.